AUGUUGGAAUUAUUAUUUUGGAAAGAUCGUGCUAACUCUUCCUCAGCUUCUAUAGCUGCUGUCACUGUCGCAAUUGAUGGCAGCGCUCACUUUACAGCGAUUGGUGAUGCUAUUUCCUACGCCCAGAGCUCUGGAAUUCCCACUGUCACAGUUCUUGCUGGCACAUACACCGAAGCCAUCACUAUUUCAGCGACCCCAACAGUCACUGUCAUUGGUCAAAGCAAUACCCAAGAUGACUACUCCGAGAAUGAGGUGACCAUCACCAAUGCCGGAACUGUCUUGACCGUUGACAACAAUAUUCUACAAGUGAAUUUUAAGAAUAUCAACUUUAUCAAUACUGGGUCUGCGUAUGGUGCCAUGAUCUUGAAAGGAAACAAAUACGCCUUUUAUGACUGUCAGAUUAUAUCAACGGGGACCUUAGGCAUCACUGCUAGUGUUGGUCUUGGUGUCAUCGCAAACUCAUACAUCGAGGCUCUUGACAAAGUUAUCUACGGCGGAGCCAAUCUCUAUGUGUACAAUACUAAGAUCGUGCCAGUCGAUAAUUCUGCGAUUUUAACUUACAUGAAGGGCACUAAGUCGUCGUCGACAACACUAUACAACUCAACAGUUGUCCUGGACCAUGUCACAGUUGCUCAGAAAUCAGGAGCAUCCAAUAAGAAUGUCUUUUUGGCCGCUGCCAAUGGUGCAGGAACCGUGGUACUCUACCGGAACUCUGUCCUGGGAAGCCUGAUCGCUGCUACAGGAGCUCAUGUUGACACCACCAGUCAAGAUGGCGAGAAUUUUUUCGCCGAAUAUUCCAACACGGGUGCCGGAUGCUAUUCUAGCAAUUCUGCUACGCGGUCCCAAUAUGUCUCUCUUCUCGGCGCAUCUGAUUUGCCCCAAUAUAGUAUUGAUGCUGUAUUUGCAUCGGCCUACCCAAGCUAUAGUUCCUCGAAUACUGAUUGGAUUGAUGCUUCCGUUUUGUCAGCUAUUGAGAGUGCAGAUGUGGUCCAGACAUCAACAACCAGCACCAGCUCAUUGUCGAUCUCUGCUUCCACUACGACCGCAGCAACUGCCACGUCUACCUAUGUUGUGAACCAGGUUUCAGGUCCUUACAAAAAUGUUACCGCAGCUAUUGCAGCACUUCCCAGUGAUGGAGAAGAGUAUACCAUCUUCGUCAUGAGCGGCACAUACAACGAGCAAAUCUCAAUCACUCGUACCGGCAAGACCAUUCUCCGCGGUGAAACCAACUUUGAGAAUGACUAUACUGGGAAUACUGUGACGAUUGAGUACUCGAAUGGUGAACUGACGAGUGCCAACAAAGACGAAGAUACCCCCACUGUCAAUGCCAAGAAUACUGACGGAAAGGGACUGGCGAUCUAUAAUAUCGACUUCAAAAACACCUAUCCUCAGACGAGUAACACCGCGGCUCUUGCGGCGGACUUUUAUGGCUACGUUCAAUCAUACGGCUGCUCUUUUAUUGGCUAUCAAGAUACUCUCCUCGCAAACAAAGGAACUCAGGUCUUUUCAAACAGCUACAUUGAAGGUUCUGUUGAUUUCAUUUGGGGGUUCUCGACAGCGUACUUCCAUCAGUCAAUCAUUGCCUCUAAUACUGCCGGCGCUUGUAUCGCUGCUAUGAGCCGUGCGUCGGAUACAUCAGAAGGUGGUUACGUCUUCAACAAUUGUCUUGUGACCUACACGUCCGAUUAUGGAACCACUUUUGAGGAUACUUGGCUCGGCAGGCCCUACUCAUCGUACAGUCGUGUCAUUUAUAUGAACUCAUAUCUUGACAAACAUAUCGAUCCUGCUGGCUGGAAAAUAUGGUCGACGAGUGCUCCUCAGACUGACUAUGUAACUUUUGGAGAGUUUAACAACACCGGACCUAGCAGCUGGUCUAGCAGUCGGGUUUCUUUUGCCACAAAUCUUACCGAAUGUGAGGCUGAGGCAUACAGUUUGUCUAACUGGAUUGGAGAUACCUCUUGGCUCAACAUGACUGCAUAUAGUCUCACUCCAUCCUACGAUCUGACUGGAGGGGCUAGUGCUGUGUCAACAAACACCAGCACUACUACAUCUGCGACAUGGGCUCACCCAACAAGCGGUACCACUCCUCCUUCGGGCGCCGUCCUUGUUAGCGUAUCUGGAUCUGUCGAAGGUUCCUAUAGCAACAUCACCGAUGCUCUAGCUUCUCUUCCUGACGAUACUUCGACUCAAAUUGUUUUCAUAUAUGCUGGUACCUACAAUGAACAAGUUCCUUCAAUUGACAGAGACGGUCCAGUCAUGAUCAUUGGAUAUACUACCGGUAAUCCCGGUGAGAGUUAUGCUGACAACGAGGUGACAAUCACUUUUUCCCGCGGACUCUCUGUGUCUCCUUUGCCGACUGGCCAUUCUGAUGCUGAAACGGCUACUCUUUCGACGGCAUCAACCAAAAUAGCGUUUUACAAUCUCAACAUCCUCAAUACCGACAAUCUUGAUGGAUUGGAGUCCUCUUAUGUGACUUUGGCAGCAUCUAUUUAUGGCGACCAUAUUGCCUUCUAUGGCGUCUAUUUCCAAGGCUGGCAAGAUACACUGCUGACUGGAUCCAAGACCGGAUACCAGUAUUACGAGUCUUCAUACAUUGAGGGUGCCAUUGAUUUUAUCUGGGGAUACUCCAAAGCCUACUUCAAGGGCUGCACUAUCGGAGCCAAGAGAGCAAAAUCCGCAAUUACAGCACAGAGUAGAGGGUCAUCUUCGGCGAUUGGAGGCUACAUCUUUGAUCAAACUCUUUUCACUGCUGCAGCUGAUGCUACAGUUGAUCUUACUGAGACUGUUUAUCUAGGCCGGCCUUAUUCCGAAUAUGCGCUGGUCGUUGUAAAGAACUCUUACAUGACCGACAUUAUCAACCCGGUUGGCUGGAAAAUCUGGUCAACUUCAGAUCCACGCACUGAUUAUAUCACAUUUGCCGAAUUCAAUAACUCUGGACCAGGCAAUUGGGAAAAUAAUGCCGAUGCUCGUGAGACUUUUGGAUAUGCUACACUUCUGACCGAGGACGACUACUCCCUCGCAAGUGUAAUGGAUUCAACUGACUGGAUUGAUAUGACCUACUGGGAUUCAAUUGAUACUCCAACUUCAGUAUCUGGAACCAUAACAACAGCAACCCCGACUGCUACUUCGAUCGCUUCCGCCACUGCGGCAUAUGACGGAACAACUCCACCCACUGGCGCCUAUAUUGUCUCGAAAUCUAGUCUUGAAGCCAACACGACAACCUACGACACUAUCCAGAGUGCUCUUGAUGCUCUUCCAACCUCUUCCAAAGUUACCCCCACCGUGUUUAUUUAUCCAGGGACGUAUGAGGAGCAGCUGAUCAUCAGCAAGUCCGGCUCCGUCAUUUUCAUGGGAUACUCCGAGUCAACCUACGAUUAUUCCAGAAAUGAGGUUACCAUCCAGUACAACCAUGGUAUUGACACAGGCGCUGACGAGUCAAAUUCUGAUGGCGCCACUGUCUAUACCACUGGUAAUUACUUCAAGGCAAUCAACAUCAAUUUUGUGAACAACAAUGGUACAGAACAAGAUAUUGCGACCCUAGGAUUUGCCGUCAAGUCAAGCAAAUAUGCCAGUCUCUAUGGCUGCCAGGUCAAAGGUAACCAGGAUGCCUUGUUGAUUAACGGCUAUCUGUGGAUGAGUAAUGGGUAUGUCGAGGGAAAUAUUGACAUGAUCUGGGGAAGUGGUGCCGGUUAUUUCCUAAACACCACGAUCUCUCCAAAUGAGGAUGGUAUAAAUCUCACAGCUGACAAACGAGCUUCAAGCAAUACUGCUGGUGGCUUCGUCUUCGAUCAGUGCAUCAUUGUUCCUUCGACUGGCACAGGAACCAUGUCUCAGAUCUCUCUGGGCAGACCAUGGAACAGCUAUGCUCGUGUUGCAUAUAUCGACUCAUACCUUGAUUCAUGCGUUGAGGCUACUGGAUGGGAGGAAUGGUCUAGCUCCAACCCGCUAACUUCUGGUGUUACAUUUGCUGAAUAUGGAAAUUAUGGCUCUGGAUCUAGCACUUCGGGCCGGGCUUCCUUUGCCACGCAGUUGAAUGAAACGAGUGUCGCUCAAUUUGAGCUUGCCAAUUUCUUUAAAACCACAUCUUGGAUCGAUUUUACCCACGUGGAUGGAACGCCAUUUGUUCCAGGUACAGCUACUAUCUCGACAACCACCAGCUCGACUCCUACUUCAACAAAUGCCUUUUCAACAGGUAUCUUUUCAUCUUCCACAGCUCUGCCUAUCUUGACUUCAACCGAUGCCGCUUCAACUGAUAUCUCUUCAUUUGCCACAUCUCUCUCUGUCUUGUCGUCAACCACGCUGGCCGAUGUUAUUGUUACCGAAACCAUCUCUGCCAUUGCCACAAUUACUGCUUCUGAUAAGACUUCCACUAUCGAAUCCACCCUGAUUGUGACGCAGACGCCAAAUUUGAUUUCAGAAAGUAUCACUGAGAUCUUGACUACCACAACCACAGAAAUUGUGUCUGCACAGGCAGUGACAUCUACCGAGACGUCAACCUUGACUGUGGAAAUUGACAGCACUAUCACCCCAUCUGCAGAAAUUAAGACUUCAUCUGAUAAGUCUUCUACCACUACAAUUCUAGUGACCAGAACUGGCAAAGGCAAGACCUCUACUGAGAAGAGCACCUUGACCGCAAUUUCCACUAUCACUGCAGCUCCAUCAACUGUGACCAGCACAGAGACUGAGACAAUAACCAGCAUCAAGACAACCAGUAAGAAAGCCCAGAAAAAGGCCACUGUGACCGUGACCGUGACAGUUGAAGAACCGGAAACUAUCACAAAAAAGGCUACUACCGAAGUGACUACAUCUACUUCCACAAAGACAGCCCACAAAACCACCACGACAACUGUUAGCUGUGAGGCAGACUCCAAAAAGAUCAGGCGUGAUCUUCUGCCCCGCGCUAUUGUUACAUACUAUACCACGGAAAUCGAUUACGUGACAGUGACCUCAACAACAACUCUCGCAGCUGCCACUGAUUAUAUUACCGAUAUCAUGACAAAGACAACCUCUCUCCAAGCCUCGACGACCACAGAUACUAUCACUUCCCUGAUUACAAAGAUCUCAAGCACCACAAUCCCAGCUAUUACAACAACUGUGAUCGUCAUAGACACGAAAUCUAUUGGCAAGACUACAACUCUCAAGGCAUCGACUGUGACCACUACAUUGUUAGCUGAGAAAACAAAAACCGUUACUAUCCCAGGUGAAACUACCACAGCUUUGAGCGUCAAAACAAAAACUAUCAAAAGCACACUCAGUGGUGAUGUUUCGACUAUCACCAAAACAAAGACGAAAACUGUCAAGAGCACUGUUACUCUUUCGGCCUCCGCUACCACUGUGACAAAGACUUCGACAGUGACAAAAGUGCCUUCAGUCACUAUCACUGAGCAAAAAACUUCUACCUCCACCAAGGUCGUUAAAACUACUUCUACCAGCACCGCGACUGUGACCAAGACCAAAGGAUGCAAUUAA
Penicillium taxi is the source of this 5469-nucleotide messenger RNA. Its product is annotated as putative pectin methylesterase. Gene Ontology annotation, biological process: cell wall modification. Gene Ontology annotation, molecular function: pectinesterase activity. The transcript is spliced from 4 exons. Bases 1 to 5469 code for a protein of 1822 amino acids. The record is from RefSeq and is a predicted model, not a curated record. Lineage: Eukaryota; Fungi; Ascomycota; Eurotiomycetes; Eurotiales; Aspergillaceae.